Messenger RNA from Tricharina praecox, 423 nucleotides. RefSeq lists its product as uncharacterized. The annotation marks the transcript as partial. The record is from RefSeq and is a predicted model, not a curated record. The transcript has a single exon. NCBI's taxonomy places the organism in Eukaryota, Fungi, Ascomycota, Pezizomycetes, Pezizales, Pyronemataceae.
GAUAUCACAGUCGAUGGGAUCAAGCAGCUCUACCUAGGUAUAUACACAGAUUGUGAAAGCGACGAUGAUGAGUACCGGAUCAGGGUGGAGCUCUACCUAAGUACAACAUCCCCACUGCCGACUCGUCCGUCCGUCGUCUUCCUCAAGGGCCGAGCUCCAGCGUCAAUAACUUGCGUCUCAUGGAGGCCGUUGCCGCGCUCCAUGGCAACCUCGACGCACAAACACGGUCGAGCGAGACCGCAUCAUGGACGACUUUACCUUUGCUUUGCGAGCGGACGCGCAAAGGGAGGAGGGGCUGAUCACUACCAACAACCUAACGUCCUCGCGAGAGGUACCGACGUCGCAACUACCGUCGCUGCCGUCUCGAUGGUCUGCAACUACGAUAUCCCGCUCGGUGGUAAUGGUCGGUCAGACCAGAAGACU